Rhopilema esculentum is the source of this 1417-nucleotide messenger RNA. The record is from RefSeq and is a predicted model, not a curated record. NCBI's taxonomy places the organism in Eukaryota, Metazoa, Cnidaria, Scyphozoa, Rhizostomeae, Rhizostomatidae.
GACCAAUGAAAUCGUUACAUUCAUAUUCUUUUGUUGCGAUCAGCCAAUUAAAUUCGUAGUUGCAAAUCGCAUGUUCUGUACAAUGCGUGGGGACGAAGAUUCGUUCUCUUCACCUUUUAUUGCUCAACGAAGGAAGGCGCUGGUAAAUAUUCUACGAAGUCAAAAUGGGUGAAGAUGGUGAUAUGUUGGAAAAGGAAGCCCUGAGAAAGCUGUUUGUUGGUGGACUAGACAGAAAUACCAGCGAUGAAACCUUCCGGCAACAUUUCGAAAAAUAUGGAAACAUUGUCGACUUAGUCAUUAUUAGAGAUAAGAAUACACAAGAAUCAAAAGGAUUUGGGUUUGUUACCUUCGACUCUUCUUUUGCCGUGAAAGAAGCCCUAGACAAUAGACCACACGUCAUUGACGAGAGGACUGUGGAAGUAAAGCGGGCAAUACCAAGAGAGGAUAACACACAGACGGCACACCAGAGAACGAAAAAGUUGUUUAUUGGAGGUUUACCCGCUAAUAUUACUGAAGAUGAUAUCACCAACUACAUUCAUGAAAAUUAUGCGGUACAUGGCAGAGUUGAAAAGUGUGACUUGAUCAGAAACAAGGAAACCAAUGAGGUUAAAGGAUUUGGAUUUUUGGAAUUGGACAAUGAAGAUAUGGCAGAUGUUAUUAUUAUCACUGAACCAAAACCAAUUGUAGCUGGAAAGAAAAUUGAGAUAAAGAAGUGCGAGGAGAGAGGAGCAGGAGGUGGCCGCGGUGGUGCUGCAGGUGGGAUGCGUGGUAGAGGAGGAAGAGGUGGAAGCAGAGGUGGACGUGGGGGAUAUGGUAGUGACAGGGGUGGAAACCAAUCUGGUGGAGGCUACUGGGGUGGAGUUGGAAGCAAUACUGGAGGUAACAUGUAUGGAGGCUAUGGACAAGGAGGAAUGUAUGGCUCAAGUGGGUAUGGUCAAGACUACAAUGCUGCAUUCAACAACUAUGGUAGCUAUGGUGGUGGAUAUGGUGCCUAUGACCAAUCUGCUUAUGGACAACAGAGUUUUGGGGGUGCUGGUGGACGUGGUGGUGGUAGGGGUGGUGGUAGAUAUCGCCCUUACUAAUCAAGUAGACUUAGUGGCUUAGGUGUUAAAACAGGCUACAAUGACUUACUAAAGCAGAAUUAUUAUCAAUCAAGAAACUUCAGCAAGUCAGGCAGGCCUAGAUGUAUUUUACCAACAUACUUGCCUAGAAGUAACUUCUCUGCAUUAGCUGAUAGGAUAGCCAAUCCUAGAAGUCCAGUUGAAAGUAUUUGAAGCAUUCUGCAACAGAGAAGCAUAGGAUAAGCAGGAAGGAAGUUCACAUCUAUCUAACCUUUAGAACAUUCUAGAUUUUACCUCAUUAUAUGAACUUGUAUUAUAGUUUCUUUGUGCUUUGUAUAAGUGUUUGGUUCUGUAAA